Molecule: messenger RNA, 2448 nt
Organism: Erinaceus europaeus (western European hedgehog)
Lineage: Eukaryota; Metazoa; Chordata; Mammalia; Eulipotyphla; Erinaceidae
Gene: FGF23
Product: fibroblast growth factor 23
Exons: 3
Coding region: 73-813 (246 amino acids)
Biological process (GO): cell differentiation; positive regulation of gene expression; fibroblast growth factor receptor signaling pathway
Cellular component (GO): cytoplasm
Molecular function (GO): type 1 fibroblast growth factor receptor binding; growth factor activity
Source: RefSeq, a predicted model, not a curated record
GGAGCAGAGCCCAGGUCAAGGAGCUGCUGGGUGUCAGGUUUCCCUCUGAGAGCCAGCAUUCAGAGAGCAGCAAUGUUGGGGGCCCACCUGGGUCUGGUGGUCUGCGCCCUGUGGUCAGCAGUCAGAGCCUAUCCCAAUGCCUCGCCACUGCUGGGCUUCAGCUGGGGGGGCCUGACACAUCUGUACACGGCCACAGCCAGGAACAGCUACCACCUGCAGAUCCACAAGGACGGCCACGUGGACGGCUCGCCUCAGCAGACCAUCUACAGCGCCCUGAUGAUCCGCUCGGAGGAUGCUGGUUUCGUGGUGAUCACAGGCGUGAUGAGUAGGCGCUACCUCUGCAUGGACUUCAGGGGCAACAUCUUUGGAUCGCAUCACUUCAGCCCUGAGAGCUGCAGGUUCAGACAUCGGACACUGGAAAACGGCUAUGACGUCUACCACUCCCCCCAGCACCAUUUCCUGGUCAGCCUGGGCCGGGCCAAGCGGGCCUUCCUGCCGGGCACCAACCCCCCACCAUACUCCCAGUUUUUGUCCCGGAGGAACGAGGUUCCCCUCAUCCACUUCAACACCCCCAGGCCCAGGCGUCACACCCGCAGCGCCGAGGACAACUCAGAGCUGGAUCCCCUGAACGUGCUGAAGCCCAGGCCCCGCAUGACCCCCGCCCCAGCCUCCUGCUCCCAGGAGCUUCCGAGCGCUGAGGACAACAGCAUGGUGGCCAGUGACCCACUGGGUGUGGUCAGAGCCAACAGAGUGAACACACACGCAGGGGGCCUGGGUGUGGACAAGUGCCGCCCCUUCCCCAAGUUUAUCUAGGGUAUCUGGGGAAGGGUCCUCCAUCACCAGUCUUCCAACUAUCCACUCCUCUCCCACUCCAAGGAAGGCAGGGUGGGAGUGCCAUGUGGGGUUAGUUUCUCUACUUUCCCUUCUCCAGAAGCCACCCCUAAAUCUCUGGUAUCCUUCCUUGCUCCACCCACCCCAUGGUAAGAGACUCCUCCUUUGUUAAGGGGUUGAAAUGGCACAUUGGCCCAUUUCCCUCCCUGAAGCCUCUCUUCUUAAUCUAAGGUAAAGUGAGUUCACUGUUUUCCGGUGAACUUCUUCUUGCAUCUGUUAACAGCUUGGACCUCACUGCAGCAUUUGACUUGGCAAUCUUGACCUUGGGUGUGAAGAGCCAGACUGGGCAAAUUGAUGGACAAAAUCGAAAGUCAAGGUUUGGUUUCUGCUUCAACAUCUCUGGGGAAGAAUUGUCCAGAAAUCAGGCUAAGUCCUCUCUGUUUCCAAGGGGAGCCCUGACACAGGGCUCUGGAGUGUUUCUGGACUUUAGUGAACUGGCUUAGGGAAGAGUUUGUGGUGUUGGCUUUACUGUGCUAGGGCUUGUCUCCAAAGUGAAAACAAAUUCUAAGGCCUAGAAAUGUUGCCUCUCCUUCCAAACAGAGUAGGAGUCCAUUCAAGAUGGAUCACAGAAACAUCCAGGGAGAGGCCUUGAGGCAGUAUGCCUGAAGUGUCCUGUGGGUGGGGAGAUUGUGUCCUCUGUCUAAAUAAAGUGAUUUCAAGGCCCAGAAGAGAAAGUUCAACCUCUAGGUACCGAUAGUGCCGGAGGGUUGACACAGAGUCAGAGCUAGGGGCUCCAGCAGGACCUCUUAAUUCCACAGUCCUGACAGUACCAAAGGAAGUGGCAAGCCUUGCUGACCUUUCAGCUGAGACACAGCUGGCCUUUCCUAACCCCUCAGCCUGGGACCGGACUCUUCUCCCAAGGGACCUCCAUUUCUCUACCUCUAUCUAAGUGGCCACUGAAAAAGCAGAGUGUUAACCAGCAAAGGAGAUUUCACCAACAGCUUCUUCCUACCCACCCAACUUUGGUCACAAAAGCCACCAUUGUAUGAAGGCUGAGAAAUGGCUCACCCAUUCUUUUCAAUUUUUUGAGAGGAACAUAGGACAUCUGUUUUCACCCAACAAUUUCUGGCAGCACUGGAAGGACAAGCUCCUCUUGCGAGACGCCCAAACCUGUGGCAGCACCUGCCAAGCAAUCUCUUCAUGUAGUUUCCAUUUCCUGUUACAGAUAGGAGGUGCUAUCACACAUCAUGACUUUUCCAACAAUCCAAUACAAAAGUGACUCCUUGAUAUACAUACACAGAUUGGUUAUAUAUAAACUGAUUACUGCAUAGAAAAUCCCCACCCCCACCCCAAACACAAAACUUGGCUAGAAACCUGGUUGUCAUCUCAUAAACUCAGUACCAUUGAUCAGUAGAUUUCUCUUUGGCAGAGCCAAAGGAAAGGCCCCAAUUCCUUAUGUCCCUGUACAUGUACCAAUAUUUAUUUAUUUAUUUGGAAGAUUGUUUUUGGCCGAUCACUCUGUAUUUAUAGAUAUUUAUGAAAAAUGUAAUCCCAUCUCCCUCCCACCCCACCUCUUUCUUCUGUUUAAAAGAAAAAUAAAGUUUAUCUGGGCUCCUG